This is a messenger RNA of Paramecium octaurelia, 507 nucleotides long. The record is from the annotation of a GenBank genome assembly. NCBI's taxonomy places the organism in Eukaryota, Ciliophora, Oligohymenophorea, Peniculida, Parameciidae.
AUGCUUUUGAAUUAUUUGAAGAUUAUUCAUUUUAAGUUAAAUUUAAAGGAUAUAAAUUUGAAAAAUAUAUCUGAAUUACCAGCAGGUGUCGAACCAAAAUCAUAGUAAAAUAAAAUAGAAGCAGCUGGUCCAUUUGAAAAUAGAUUAAAACCAAUAUUAAAUGAUAUAUCAUCAAAAAAUAAACCUGCUUAGAAAGUAAGAAUUCUAGGCGAUACAAAUGAUUAUAACCCUUUAGCUAAUGAUUUAAUAAUAAAGUUUAAAAUGGUGUUAUAAUUAUUAAAUCUGUAGUUUGCCAGGAUUAGUAAAUGUCUAUUCUGUAAAUCAUUAUAUUAAUCUAUAUUAUAAAAUAAAGUACUAUCAUAAUUUUAUUAUGGUUGUGGAUUCAAAGCAACCAUCAAUCAUUUUUAUUCUGAAUAACCAUAAUAAGUUUCAACAGAAUAAUCAGAUCUUCCUUAAUAACCAGAACCCAAAUUCCAUGUUGAAGUCCCUUAACAACAAUAAGAUUGA